Molecule: messenger RNA, 1438 nt
Organism: Prunus mume (Japanese apricot)
Lineage: Eukaryota; Viridiplantae; Streptophyta; Magnoliopsida; Rosales; Rosaceae
Product: RNA-binding (RRM/RBD/RNP motifs) family protein
Biological process (GO): mRNA export from nucleus
Cellular component (GO): nucleus
Molecular function (GO): mRNA binding
Source: RefSeq, a predicted model, not a curated record
CGCACAGCCUCCAAACACUGUUUUCUCUCUCUUACUUCUCUCUCAUCGCCUUUGGUCUCUCUCUCACUCGCGUACCCUACCCUUUGAAACUUCUAAACUUUCAACAUUUCUAUCCACCUCCGCUUGAAAACCCUAACCCUCUUUCUCUCUCCUAGGGUUUCGUUUCUCUCUCUAGUCAAACAAGAUGCAGGACCCUCUAAACAUGUCCCUCGACGACCUCAUCAAGACCAGCAAGAAAUCCGGAUCGGGCAACGCUCGAGGCCGUGGCCGGGCCUCAGGACCCGGACCCGCCCGCCGGUUGCCCAAUCGCGCCGCCAAUCGCACGACGCCGUAUGCGGCGGCCAAGGCGCCGGAGACCGCGUGGCAACACGACCUGUAUGCGGAUCAGGGGGCGGCGGCGUUCCCGGCUCAAGCUGGAAGAGCCUCGGCCAUUGAAACUGGAACCAAGCUCUACAUCUCCAAUCUCGAUUAUGGCGUUUCCAACGAGGACAUUAAGGAACUGUUUUCAGAGGUUGGUGACCUGAAGCGAUAUGGAGUACAUUAUGACCGAAGUGGGAGAUCGAAGGGAACGGCAGAAGUAGUCUUCUCACGACGACCAGAUGCUGUUGCCGCGGUUAAAAGAUACAACAAUGUUCAGCUUGAUGGGAAACCAAUGAAGAUAGAGAUUGUAGGAACGAACAUUUCGACACCUGGCGGACCUCCUACUUUGCCCCCUGCUGCUAAUGGCAACUUUGGAAAUUCGAAUGGAGUUCCUAGGGGUGGACAGAGUAGGGGUGGUGCAUUUGGACGUAUACGUGGCGGGGGUGGCCGUGGUCCUAGAAGGGGGGGCCGUGGACGUGGAAGUGGUAAUGGAGGUGGAAGAGGCCGUGGUGGUGAAAAGGUAUCUGCUGAAGAUCUUGAUGCCGAGCUGGAGAAGUACCAUGCAGAAGCAAUGCAAGAGUAAAACGCAAGCAGUUGUGUUUUAGUGUUGGCUUUAUUACAUCUUCUGUGGCCCAUUAGGGGGCUUGGUGAUUUGACAACCUCAUCUAUUUUGUGUAUUUCUAUCGAAGUCCUACUUUCUAGAGAGAGAAAUUAAGCGUAGAAAGAACUUAUAGAAUCUUGCUUAUGGAGUUUGGGAUCUUAUUAUGUUUAUUUGAACAUGGGUAUGAAAUAUGUGGGUUAAUGGACAGUUUCAGUGCUUUAACUGAACUCCCACUUUUGGACCGUUAGCUUCUUCAAUCCCUUUUUAUACAUUCAACAAGUUGGGGUAUGGAAUUGGGAAGCUUAUCUCUCUGUUUCUCCACACGCAAAGACAAAACUGGCUGCAAGGUGUGAAAGGAUUGAGCCUUAAAGAAAUCCCACACUGCUGCAUUGUGUUUGGUUCUACUGCAUGUAAAGUGGCGUACUUCACAUGAGGUAGAUAUCUCUGUUUUCCUUGGCAUUGAAGUCUUGUUAACUA